AUGAACGCUAAUGUCUCGUUUGAUAAAAAUAUUGAUGAUAGUGGUUUAAUUAUAUCAGUAACACAACGAAAUUCAAGUCAAAUCUUAGUUGUAUCCUAUAAUUGGCCAGCAUUAUUUUUAGUAUUUUUUUCAAUUUUUGGUAUUGGUGGCAAUUUAUUAGUUUGUCUUGCGAUUGGAACUGAACGACGCUUACAUAAUCGUACUAAUUGGUUUCUCUUUUCGUUAGCAGUUGCUGAUAUGAUUGUUUCAGGUGUUGUUAUUCCAUUAGCUAUUGUGAAAGAAUUUACAGGAUUUUGGAUAUUAGGUUCAGUUCUAUGUGAUUUCUGGCUAUUUUUGGAUGUUUGCUCGUGUACAUCAUCCAUAAUGCAUAUUGUAGUUAUAUCAAUUGAUCGUUAUUUAGCUAUAAAAGAUCCAUUAAAUGUUCGUUCUCGACAAGAAAAACGUCAAAUAUGUCUUCUUAUUAUGCUUAUUUGGCUCAUAGCUAUAUUUUUAUCAUCUCCGAUGAUUGUUCUUGGCGCUAUUAAUCCAUAUAAUAUAAUUAUUAAUGGGCAAUGUUUGAUCAAUAAUCAAUUUUUUGUUAUCUAUGGUAGUGUUGUUUCAUUUGUAAUUCCACUAAUUAUCGUUAUUCUUACGUAUGGAUUAACUGUACAUCGUUUGAAAAUACAAAUGAAACAAUUCGAAAAUCAAUAUGCUCAAGAACAGCCAACUAGCACAUCGAAUAAUACGAACGUUAGACCACUUUUACGACGACAAAUAGGAACGAAUAAUAAUUUAAAUCAUUUUUCGCAAUCCGCAUCAUUCUUAGGAACAAAAUUAAGAAGGAAACGUUUUCAAAGACAACAAACAAGUUUUGAUUUAAGUGAAGAAAGUCUUGAUAAUAUGUUUGCACCUGAAGAUAAAACUCUCCCAUUCUUAAAAGAUCUUCAACAGAAAAAAUUAUCAAAAGUUUCUGCUCAUACUGAGUAUAAAUGUCCCACAAAUUCUUUUUGUCAAUUGAAAUGUACAUUAGAUCAUCAACAAUCAGACAAUAUCAAUCAAUGUGAAGCGCAUUUGAAUUGUGUUCAUUGUUAUCAACCAACAUUAAUUUCACCAAUAAAUCUUCGUCCAAAUCCUAGCUAUAAACCUCGUCCAAUCUCGUUGCCAGCACCGAUCAACGUAAGUCAGUCUUCAUCAACAACCGUUAAACCUGUAAAACACAUUUGGCGUCGAAUCAUACUUAUUCCAAGUCUAGCAUCAGCACGUAUAAAAUCUUCGGCUGUACGAAACGAACAGAAAGCAGUUAAAGUUCUUGGCGUUGUUUUUGUUAUAUUUGUUAUAGCAUGGUUUCCAUUUUGUAUUAUGAAUAUAUUACAAGGUGUUUGUAAACGUUGUUCAAUAAACACAAAUAUAUUGAAUGGGUUUGUUUGGCUUGGGUAUGUUUCAUCAUCAAUUAAUCCCGUCGUUUAUACAAUAUUUAAUCGAAAUUUUCGUUUAAAAUUUAUAACAUUACUUAAAUGUCAAUGUUUAUAUCAAAGAAAUCGACAAAAACAACUGUCAUAUUAUCAAAGUUAUAUAUCUUUACACGGUUCACGUGUUCAACAUAAAAAUUAUUCUAUACAAAAUGAUAUUCGACGUUUUAAUGGGCAUCUAGAACAUGUGGAUACUACAUUAACGUAA
Molecule: messenger RNA, 1656 nt
Organism: Rotaria socialis
Lineage: Eukaryota; Metazoa; Rotifera; Eurotatoria; Philodinida; Philodinidae
Source: the annotation of a GenBank genome assembly